AUGACCGAUUUCGAUGAGUACGAGUAUCUGGAGAAGGCGGAAGACGAGAACCGGAGCAAACGGUCUCGUCGAGACGACGACAAGGAGAGGGACCGAGACAGAGAUCGCAGUGGGAAGGAUCGCGACAGAGACCGUGAGAGGGAGAAGGAUAAGGAUCGCAGCGGCCGGGACAAAGAUCGGGACAAAGAUCGGAGCGAUCGACACCGCGACAGGGAUCGGGACCGCAGCGACCGUGGAGAUCGGGACCGCGACAGGGAUCGGACUCGCGAGCGGGAAGGACACGAUCGGCACAGGGACAGGGACAGAGACCGUGAUCGGAGGAGAGGAGACAGAGACCGGGAUUACGAGAGGAGGCACAGAGAUCGGGAUAGGCGAGAGAAGAAGGAUAAGGAAUUGGAGCCAGAGCUUGACCCCGAAAGAGAUCAGCGCACCGUGUUUGCCUACCAGAUCAAUCUCAAGGCGGAUGAGAGGGACAUCUACGAGUUUUUCACCCAAGCUGGGAAGGUGCGCGACGUGCGUCUCAUCAUGGACCGUAACUCCCGUCGCUCCAAAGGUGUCGGCUACAUCGAGUUCUACGAUGUGAUGUCGGUGCCCAUGGCUAUAGCGCUGUCCGGUCAACUGCUUCUGGGGACGCCCGUGAUGGUCAAGCCAUCCGAGGCGGAGAAGAAUCUCGCGGCGCAGAACCCGCUGCCCGUCGUCGCGGGCAUGGGCGGGCUCCCGGGCGUGGCGGGCGCGGGGUUCCUGGUGCCGAGCCUUACGGCGUCGUCGCGGAAGCUGCACGUGGGGAACCUGCACGUGAACAUGAACGAGGAGCAGCUGCGCCAGGUGUUUGAGCCGUUUGGGGAGCUGGAGCUGGUGCAAGUUCCCACAGAGGACUCUGGAAAGUGCAAGGGAUUUGGCUUCGUCACGUAUGCCAAGGUGGAGGACGCACGGAUGGCAGGCAGCAACCUGCAGGGCCUUGAACUCGCAGGACUCGCUAUCAAGAUUACUCCUGUGCCUGACACCUAUGGCGUGGCUGACGCAGUGCAAGCAGUGCCAGGGCAACUGGACGAGGGCGAGGGUGGCAUGGCUCUGACAGCGCAGUCUCGUGCAGCUCUUAUGAUGAAGCUCGACCGCACAGGGGUGGCAGGGGCGCCGGUGCUGCCAUCACCAGCAGCGGUGAACCCAGCAGCCAUGGGUCUUCUCAGCAGCAGCCCCUUGGCCGCCAUGGGUCUCCGCCCUCCCAUCCUGCCUCCUGCUGGCGGCGGCCUCGCGUCCAUCCCUGGGGGAGCAGCAGCCGCAGCAGCAGCAGCAGCAGCGGCAGCGAACCCGCUCAUUGCUGCCGCUGCCGCUGCUGGUGGCGGGACGCCGCUGCCCCCUCCUGCUGCGGCAGCUGCUGCUGCUAUGGCGGCAGCAGCUGCAGCAGCUGGUGGUGGUGCUGCUCCAGCUGCUGCUGCUGCGGCGCCUGCGGCAGCAGAGGUGGUGGGGCCGCCUACGGAGUGUCUUCUACUCACCAACAUGUUCGACCCGUCUCAGGAUAUUGACGAGGAGUUUGAGCAGGACAUACGGGAGGACGUGGAGGACGAGUGCACCAAGUUUGGCCCAGUCAAGAAGGUCAAUGUCGACCGGCACAGCAGUGGGCACGUGUAUGUGCUGUUUGAGUCGGCCACAUCUGCAGCAGCAGCCCGUGCGGCACUGCACAACCGCUACUUUGCUGGCAAGGCCAUCAGCGCCACCUUCAUUACUCCUGCGCAAGUGGCGGCCAAGUUUGGUGCCACGGCGGCUGUUGCGCCUUCCGCGGGGGGCGCUCUUUCUAGUCUCUGGUCGCGCAGUUGCCCGCCCAGGCGAUGGCGGAGUGCGCCAGCUGCGAUGGGCGGGGCGCAAUCCGCGGACUCCGCCGAUGGAGCAGCGGCUGUCGGAACUGGCGCGGAAGCCGGAACUCCCCGAAACCCCUCUCCUUUCCCCCUUCCAAGCACGUUCCCUGUCCCCCUCACCUUACCUCUCACCCUCCAACAACCACCCAGCAGCAGCAGCAGCAGCAGCAGCGACAACGUGAACGACGACGCGCAGGUGGAGGAGUUGACGAGCGAGGAGGUGAUCGGCGCGCUGCAGCCGCUGAUCGAGGCGCAGCGCUGGCAGCGCAUGGCGCAGGCGGUGCGCGCGCGCACGUUCGCGGUGGUGCCCGUGGUGGAGGGGCUGGCGGACCUCGGGAAUGUCUCGGCCGUGUGCCGCACUGCUGAUGGGCUGGGGUUCCAAAACGAGUACCUGUCGUGGGAGUUUGAGAGCGAUAGUGACGGUGAGAGCAGUGAUGGUGCAGCGGUUGUGGAGCUCAAGAAACGGGGUUACCGCAUCGCCGUCACGUCCCUCUCUGAUCGAACUGUGCCUAUAUACGACGUGGACUGGACGAUACCUACUGCUAUUGUCUUUGGCAACGAGCACAGCGGUGUGUCAGAGGAGGUGGAGCGCGCAGCAGACGUGGUGGUGGGCAUCCCCAUGGUGGGCAUGGUCGAGUCCUUUAACAUCUCCGUCGCUGCCGCCCUCACCCUGCACCACGCCGCCCGCAUGCGCCUCGCCUCCCUGGGCUAUCACGGGGACUUAACACCAGAGCAGCAGCGCAUUCUGCUAGCGCACUUCGCCCUGCGCCAUCGCGGCUUCCGCUCCCGCAGUGUCGUGGAGCACCUAGUACACACUCGCGCCAAGGCCGCUGCUCAACAUGCUGCCGCCCUUGCUGCUGCCGCUGCUGCAGCCACUUCUCACAGCACUGACGCUGCUGCUGCUGCUGCUGCUGCAGUUUCUGAUGACGCUGCUGCUGCUGCUGCUGCUGCUGCUGGCAGGAGUGGUGGUGAAUUUAGACUGGGCAGCGCACGGCUGGGGGCAUCAGCACAGAGGGUGGAGAGGCCUGUGGGGGAAGAGAGGCGCGCAGGUGCUGCUGCAACGGAGGCUGGUAGUGAUGCUUUUGCAGCUGCUGCAGCUGCUGCUGGUGGUGGUUUUGGGCCCAGUGGUAUCCGUUACGCAGCAGAGGUGCCACCGAUUGGUUGCUGA
Closterium sp. Yama58-4 is the source of this 3021-nucleotide messenger RNA. Lineage: Eukaryota; Viridiplantae; Streptophyta; Zygnematophyceae; Desmidiales; Closteriaceae. The record is from the annotation of a GenBank genome assembly.